Messenger RNA from Cottoperca gobio, 6126 nucleotides. RefSeq names its product semaphorin 6Cb (gene sema6cb). Gene Ontology annotation, molecular function: semaphorin receptor binding; chemorepellent activity. The transcript has 18 exons. Bases 518 to 3454 code for a protein of 978 amino acids. NCBI's taxonomy places the organism in Eukaryota, Metazoa, Chordata, Actinopteri, Perciformes, Bovichtidae. The record is from RefSeq and is a predicted model, not a curated record. Gene Ontology annotation, biological process: semaphorin-plexin signaling pathway; axon guidance; positive regulation of cell migration. Gene Ontology annotation, cellular component: plasma membrane.
UCAGUCUGGCUCCAGUCUUGUCACAGUAGUGAGGGGCGCCUUUCCGCUGCUCUGGCGCUCUGGGAUUACUAACCGUUUACCGAAGAAAACUAGCUAAAACUAACACCUCCUGCUCGUUACCGUGUCUUUACCGACUCACUCUCUGCUCUGAAACACAGCCCCGGUUAUGUGUCUGUCCACACUGGACGCACGAAGGAAACCAUAAGAUACACUGACAGCUGCUGGCAGCCUGCACCAACCUGCUGUACUUACCUGCUUGGCGGAUCACCGUUUGAAAACUAAGGACGUUUGUUGAAGCUGCUCUUAGAGGGAGAACCUCAAAGGGGGUUUCAACCCCUGACGCCCCACUGACCUCCCCGUCUUCAAAGCCCCGCCUCCAAGUCCCCAACACGCUGAGACCACUUCCUGAUAGAAGCAGCUAAAUAUUAGUGGAUUGGUGGACGUGCCAAAACCUGUCUGUGGGAGGUGAGUCUGCUGUGGGCCAUGUGUUUCUGGUGAGGUCUCAUCUUCUGCCAAAAUGAGGCUGACGCCUGGCUCGCCUCGACCCGUCCUGCCAGCCAUCCUGGCUCUCACCUUAGCCGCCUUCUUACCUCGGCUGUCCUCCGGAGCCACGCCGUUCCCCCAGGACCUGGAAGCGAUCAGCAUCGUGGGCAGAGAAUCCUCCUACCUCUAUCCCAGCUUCCAGGGACUCAUGUCGGACAACGACACCGUCCGCCUGGGCCUGGACUUCCAGAGGAUGCUGAGGAUCAACCGCAUGCUCUACAUCGCUGCCCGGGACCAUGUGUUUGCCAUCAAUCUUGCCACGUCGUCUGAGCAGAUAAUCCCACAGCAGAAACUGACUUGGAAGACGAAGGAUGUGGAGAAGUGCACCGUGAGAGGGAAAAACAGCGACGAAUGUUACAACUAUAUCAAAGUGCUGGUGCCGCGUAACGACGAGACACUUUUCGCCUGCGGCACCAACGCCUUCAACCCCACCUGCCGUAACUACAAGAUGUCCACACUGGAGCAGGAAGGGGAGGAGGUGGUGGGACAGGCUCGAUGCCCCUUCGAGUCCCGUCAGUCCAACGUCGGCCUUUUUGCAGGUGGUGAUUUCUACUCGGCCACCAUGACGGACUUCUUGGCGAGCGACGCAGUGAUUUACCGGAGUCUGGGAGAAAGUAGUCCCGUUCUGCGUACGGUCAAGUACGACUCCAAAUGGCUGCGAGAGCCCCAUUUCCUCCACGCUAUUGAGUAUGGGAACUACGUUUACUUCUUCUUCAGCGAGAUCGCAGUGGAGUACACUACUCUCGGCAAGGUGGUUUUCUCCAGAGUUGCACGUGUUUGUAAGAAUGACAAUGGAGGUUCGCCAAGAGUGCUGGAACGUUACUGGACGUCAUUCCUCAAAGCCCGGCUGAACUGCUCGGUCCCGGGCGACUCCUUCUUCUACUUUGAUGUUCUGCAGUCGCUGACAAACGUGCUGCAGAUCAACCACCGGCCGGCCGUGCUCGGCGUCUUCACCACACAGGCCAACAGCAUCACCGGCUCAGCAGUCUGCGCUUUCUACAUGGACGACAUCGAAAAGGCCUUCAGUGGCAAAUUCAAAGAGCAGAGGAACAGUGAGACGGCGUGGACACCUGUUCCAGAGGAUCAGGUCCCAAAGCCGAGGCCGGGAUGCUGUGCCGGGGAGGGCUCCGCCGCCGCCUAUAAGUCGUCCACCACCUUCCCCGACGACACGCUGACUUUCAUCAAGUCGUACCCGCUCAUGGACGAGUCCGUACCCUCGGUCAACGACAGACCCUACUUCACCCGCACCACCAGCAGGUACGGCGUCAUCAGAAAUGACCCACAAGCUGAACGUGCUGAAACAUUUGACAGAAGAUUAAUCAGUGACACAGGCCACUUUGUCUGCCAGAGGCUUCGGCCCAGACCUCCGCAGCUCCUCGGUGCCUCAGUAGCGUGUAAAGCCCCCCCGCUGGAGGAAUUACCACUCAGGAAGACCACACCCACAAGCGCCAGCACAACCCAUCAUGGGGCGGCAUUCCCAAAGGAGGCAGGUGACCCUGAAAGAGGUACAGGUCCUGAUGGCCCUCCCCCCGUGGGGGAACAAGGGUCACCUGACUCGGAGCCAAUCAGUGUGGAGAUGGAGGGUGUGAGGCGGCCGCCAGAGCUGGAGAAGACCAAUCAUAGUGUCCAUUAUACUCUCCUGAUCGCUUGUGUUUUGGUGGCCUUCGUCCUUGGCGCCUUCCUCUCUGGCUUCCUGGUCUCCUGCUACUGUAACCACACGGGCCACAAGACCAAGAAGCUGUCGAAAGAUCCUGAGGCCCCGAUCCCGCACGCCCUGUCCCUCCGCAGCCUGGCCAAGCUCAAUGGCCUCCUGGACAGUCAGAGUAAGGACGACAAGCUGGAGGUGUCCUCUCCAAAGAUCUACAACUCGUUCUUCGCCAACAGCAAAGAACAUCAUCCACCAAGGAGAAACGGCCAUCACGCAAUGACAAUGGGAGACCUGGUCCACCCCCAACACCACCACCACCUCCACCACUCCUCAGAGCUUUCCGGUCUGCCUACACCAGACUCAACCCCAGAACUGCCCAUCAAGAGCAUGAAAGCCUUCAAGAACCAGUGGGAGAAGAACCAGAAUUGCAACAAUGCCAAGGAACCAAAGUCCCACAACACUGGCUCCAGGCCCAGCUCAGCCCUGCUUCACCAGCAGGUCUUCCCGUACUCCCAUGGCCUGUCCAAUGGGCAGCCACUCAUCGGAGGUCACCUCCAUCCAGAAGAACGCAAAAUCCACAAUGUUGAACGUGUGCUAUCUCAGCAACCCUACCCUGGUUACUCCCAGAAGGUGAUGGAGGUAACCUCACUGGAUGAGCUCCUGAAGCACAUCCAUGAGGCAAGCAGCAGCAAGAACUCCCAGUUAAUGAGCCCGUCGGGUCUGAUGGCCUGCGGUGGCGGCGCUCAGCUAGCAUUCGCCAACCGCAUCCAACCUCAGAUUCCUGAGACAGAAUCCGCCCCCUACUACAGCUCAUCCACUUUACCUCGAGACAGCCUCACCCGACGUAUGGAUGUUCCUCCGGACAUUCCCUCACACCACCAGUCCACCUUGGAGAGGAGGCACUCCUCCCAGAGGCACUCGCUGAUUGCUGCAGCCACCAAGAUGCCAAAUGGAGUCGGAGGGGGAGGAGGAGGAAUGAUACCUCGCCAGCACAGCUUCAGCCAACGAAACUGUGGGCCCCACCAGCCGCCUCCGCUCCUGGCACGGAUGAACUCAACGGGCAGCGCCUGCGAGGUUCACUACCCCCUCAUUCCCAAUGGGUACCUGACACGCCAGCACAGCUACAAUGGAGAGCAGCCGGAGGUCCAACACAGGGGCGCUAUCGUCCGCCGGGCCUCCUCUCUCAAACCCGACGUCCCUCCCAAGCCCCUGUUCAUACCUGCCACGUCCCCCGUUAACCAACAGGGAAAGUUCAACUACUGAGGAGAUACACUCCUGGACUAGAGAGGGAGUCUCCCUCAUUGUGUCUUCUUAAAGGAACUUCCCUUUGAAGCAAUGCAGUGGGUUCAAGGUUGCAGACCUUCACAAGAAAACCAAUUGUGUGGCAGCCAGUGUCACUGUAGACGAAAGCCUCAACCAAACUUGUUUUUCCCUCUUCUUUUUGUCCAACGAAUAUCUUUGUACCAUAUUGGUAUUGCUCAGCUUCUUGCUUAUUAUAGAACCGCUGACUCAGGUGACGUGACGUCACCUCCUUAUAUUAGGCUGCCAAUGUCCUCAGUGUGGAUUACAAUGCAACUUAGUUUUUGGACGUGUUGAUGUCAGAAGAACUUUACACAUCAGUCAUCUGGAAGACUUAAAAGCCGGAGGCUCCUGCGAUGCUUAGAUUCAUGCUUUUGCUUAACCUUUUCUGAUGUAGUGUUGGUAACCAGUCCCCACCCGCCCCACCCUCGAAUGUGUUUAUAUUAUGCAUGUGUGUGUAUAUAUAUGUGUGUUUAUAUCCACACCGUAUAUGUAUACAUAUACAUAUGCAGUAUAUGUAACCUGUGGUGAAAAGUCAGCGAAUUCCCCUGAAAGUAGUUAUGUCUUUGCCUUACUAUACUCUUUCAUCUUUGGGCAUAUCAAACGAUCCCCCCCCCACCCUCUGAGAAAGAUCUUAGGGACACCAAAUCAUGCACUUCAUCGAUACAUUGUCAGUUGGCUGAACACUGAACCAAAUUUGUUCGUGUUUAGAGAAAGAAAAUACUUCAACAAAGCAGCUAUACUCGUCUUUUUUCUUUUCCCGUCCCAGCAGAUGUCAGAAGUGACGUAAUCGGGUCCAUCUAAGUUCCUCGAGAACGUUUCUAUAACACUGGUGCUCCACAUAUCUAGUGGGUCUAACAUCCUCUGAAAUGGAAAUAAACUAAACUGAACACUGAAAUAUUUUGGACCCAAAGAGGACAAGACAAAAAUACCAUCUGACAAUAUGAGUAUGAAAACAAAACAUAGAAUGGACUGCAGUUAUUAUAAUUAUUAACUCUGUGGCUAUUGGUUGUAAAUAAAGGAAUAAUUACUAGCCAAACUUUAACUGUAUGUGUAAAUGUGUGCCUUAUUUAAUAAUAGUGUGUGACAUGGGGGUAGGGGUUAAUGCAAGGGGCUCAGAUGGCUAUGCUACAGUAUAUUGUAGGUGUUUCAUUUUCUAUGGUCGUCAGUAUGUGUCAUACGGUAUCUAUUGUAUAUUUGAAGAGUUUCAUUCCAGAAUGAGAUGUCUGUUCUGUUAACUGCAAUUAUGAUUGUAACACUCACUAAUGAAUCAUAGCUUGUGUUAUAUAUAGUAUAUUGAGCCCUUUUUUAUUUACAAUUAUCUGUUAUUUUGAGAAGUAUUAAACACCAGAUACAUAUAUUUCAAGAUGGAUACAGUGUUUUGGAAUGAAACCCUUCAUUUCUCUUUGUUUUGGUUUGAUCUUUUUUUUUUAUCCCAAAAGUGGGGGCAAAGCAAGUACCCACAGCCUGAGACUGCAGACACUCAGGUUUGACUGCCUCCGUAUUAUGUCACUUUCCACUGGGUGUCACUUUCCUUAUAGGUGCCAUUGUUCACUUUUGUUUUCUUUUAGCAGUAGCAUUAGCAUCGCUUUGGGUUUCUAAAGGAGCAGCUCACAGUUCCUCUUAAGUUAUCUCCUACAGAUGUGCAGCCAUUGUAGAAAUCAAAGAAGACUGAUGGAGCAAACAUGUGGCAUUUGGUCCAACGCUCAUUCAGAGGAAAGAAAAAACAAACUAGACAUUAAAUUGCAGACAAAAAAGAAAACUAACGAGUGCAGGAUAACUGAGUCUGGACUCCUACAAUGGUUCCCGCUGUAGCUUUUGACUUGCCUGUGUCAACUUCAACAAUGUAGAAAGCAAACCAGAGUGGAGAUUUAGGAAUGAUGUGGCAACAUGGAGAAGUGCAAUGAACUCUGAUCCGACGAGCUGUGAUUGUGUGUCGGAUCGAUACAAUGGUGGAGCCGGUUCCCAGGUGGCCACGCCGCCAAACCUCCACUGAGGGUUCCCUCCUCGGGGAAGAUGAUGCCAGUCUGCUCUGCCUCAGAGAUAUCGCGACUCUCCGCUGGUGCACUUUUCACCACUUUGGCCACAGUUGACUGGAGCUGUGGUCAACUCUGAAAACAGCACUACGUUAUUUACUGUAUCUGAAAGUGGGGGUUUUUAUUGAUUUUGAAAUUUCCCAGCACUCGUUUGACCCAAUUUAAAGUUUACUCCUCCAACUCCAGUAAAUGAAGGAAAAUACGUCCGACCACAUCGUUUGUCAAAGGCGGGGGGGAAAAAAGUAGAUUUGGAUAUUAACGGGCAGCAGAGCAUUAAAUAGCUUUCCAACAACAUAUACAAAACAUCCAACUUGAUUUAAGGUCGUGAUGUUUCAUAAGAGGAAUUGUGGCAGCUACAGUGUGUUUUUGUUUAUCUGCCGGUGACAGAUUGUAAGGGAGAGGCUCUCCUCUGAAAGCUCUCAGUAUUUGAUUUGGUGUAAAUACAUUCUAUCUGGGCGGGGUCUCAUUGAUUCAGUAUUAUGGUUUUCUUUUUCUGUUUGAUUUCCGGGCUAUGCCUCUUGAAUUACUAUGAAUUUGGUCUCACAGAAUACCAUUGUAUGUCUCUUAUACUAGGAAUAAAAUGAAAAUAUGAUGCAAGUG